Aureococcus anophagefferens is the source of this 504-nucleotide messenger RNA. RefSeq lists its product as hypothetical. The record is from RefSeq and is a predicted model, not a curated record. NCBI's taxonomy places the organism in Eukaryota, Pelagophyceae, Pelagomonadales, Pelagomonadaceae. Gene Ontology annotation, biological process: DNA replication-dependent chromatin assembly. Gene Ontology annotation, molecular function: histone binding. The transcript has a single exon. The annotation marks the transcript as partial. Gene Ontology annotation, cellular component: nucleus.
AUGAGCAUCGUCGACGUGCUCGAGGUCAAGUACGUGUCGGAGAACCCGAGCGCCUUCGACGCGCCGCUGCGCUUCGAGGUGACCUUCGAGUGCCUCGACUCGCUCGAGGACGACCUCGAGUGGAAGAUCGUCUACGUCGGGUCCGCCGAGGACCAGGGGAGGGACCAGGUGCUCGAGGAGGUCAUGGUGGGCCCCGUGCCCCUGGGCACGUCCAAGUUCGUCCUCGAGGCGCCGCCGCCGAGCUUCGCAGAAAUUCCGCGCGGCGACCGCCUCGGCGUGACCGUCGUGUCGAUCACGUGCGCGUACCUCGACCAGCCCUUCGUGUCCGUGGGCUACUACGUGAACAACGAGUACUUCGCGCCGGGCGCGGGGCCCCGCGAGGGCGGCGCGGCCGUGCCGCCGGAGGACGCGCCGCCGGACUUUGGGGCGGAGCGGGUCUUCCGGAACCUCUGCGCGGACCAGCCCCGCGUGACGCGCUACGCGAUCAAGUGGGCGCCCCAGCCC